Messenger RNA from Mya arenaria, 4141 nucleotides. RefSeq names its product SH3 domain-binding protein 2-like. Bases 113 to 1600 code for a protein of 495 amino acids. The transcript is spliced from 14 exons. NCBI's taxonomy places the organism in Eukaryota, Metazoa, Mollusca, Bivalvia, Myida, Myidae. The record is from RefSeq and is a predicted model, not a curated record. Gene Ontology annotation, molecular function: SH3 domain binding. Gene Ontology annotation, biological process: signal transduction.
UUAUGAAAUUUGUAUUUUAGUUUAAAGGUUAUAAAAGCUUAUUUACGCAUUGGAUUUGAAACUGAGAAUUUUCUUCGAACACAUGUAGAUGAACUGAACAUGUUGGUCGGCAAUGGCUGGGAAAGCAAGGCAGAUUCCCUUAAAAAACAUCGGUGCCCAACCGUUGAUAGCCCUCGUCCGAAAGUGCUCGCAUGAGAAGUUAAGGAAGCGGGAUAAAUUAAGAUCAUUUCUCCAUUUGAAAUGGCCUCACAAGUUUGUGGUUCUUGCCGAGUCCUGUUUAUAUAUCUAUGGCGACGAAGCGAGUGCCAAGUAUGAGGCCGCAUUCUCUAUGGCAGACUUUAAAUGUGUUAGCGUACACACAAAGGGUGACCAGUAUUUUUACCUCACGUUCAACGAUCCGGAGAGGGAACACAUCGUGUUUUGUUGUGAUACCAAAAAAUCGCGAAAGAAAUGGAUGAAAAAGCUCAAAGAAGCAAUUGAUGAGGCGACAGACUCAGGAAUAGGCCAUGAAGAGGAUGCCGAUCAAUCGGACGAUGAGGAUAGCGAUGACGAGGAAGACAACCCGUCGGGAAUGGCAGCGGCAAAAAGACCCAACACCUAUAUACAAAUUAAUGACAACGACAUAGUAUCCAUAGCUGGCGACUGCACUAUGUUGGAAGGCAAACUCGCUGAAGAACCUCCAUAUGUAAAUACCAGCGACCAUGCAGCCAUACAAGAUGAGCCAACAACACCACGUGACAAGCCUCGAUCCACUGUGGUAACUCCGCUCGCUAAGCCAGUAACGACACGGGACCAGCCGCGAUCCGCUGUACCAUUGACGCACGCCGAGCCAGUAACGACACGGGACCAGCCGCGAUCCGCUGUACCAUUGACGCACGCUGAGCCAGUAACGACACGGGACCAGCCGCGAUCCGCUGUACCGUUGACGCACGCUGAGCCAGUAACACGACGUAACAAGCCUCGAUCCGCUGUGGUCUUGCAACAUCAUAACACUCCUGCAGUAGGCAAACCUAAUAACAAGCAACCAUUGGGAACUAAUGAGAUAACGGGAAAUAGAGACGAUGAGGAUAAACAUUCGAAGUUGAUACCCACCGAAAAUAGAAAUUCUUCAUCGUCCUCAAGUUCAUCGGAUUCAGAAAAUGCUUUCCUCAUUGUUUCUGGCGGAGAAGGACCUUUAGUUAAAACAGGACGGAAGGGUGGUCGUCCAAAGACUGAAGUUAAAAUGGAUGACAACACGAAGAACCCAAUCAAUACAAAGUCGUCUGCGACCUCGGAACCAAAUUCAGAAAACGCCAUGUCUAGUGUGUCCAGCAGAGGGAACAAUAAUUCGAAAGCAGUAAAGAACAAAGGGGCAUCUCGAUCGAAACAGAUGCAGGUCAACGUACUCGAACAAUCUAUAAAACCGUCAACUGCGCUUGGGAAAGGACCUGCGCGAAGCUAUUCAUCUCCGAAAUUGCAAGGUUCAGUACAGCGCACGUUUCCCGUGGUUCAAGAAGCUAGAGCCUCGGUACAGGAGGAACCUCUCUAUGAAAACUACCAAGAGAAUUUGUAUGAGAAUUUGCGAGAAAGUGAUCAGAUGGAAACAGAUACAACUAAAUAAGAAUACAGUGGAUUCCUUGGUUACACGGAUAUUAGUAUUAGUUGAGAUUGCAUUUGUAUGGUUACACGGAUAUUCGUAUUACGAGAAGUUGAUAUUGCAUUUAAAUUGUUCUAUUUGUUGAUGUCUUUUUUUAAGUACUAUACAAUGAAUGAGCGAAAUGUGUUCUUCAUUAAUCAUAUUUUGUUAAACCAGGUUAAUCAUUUUUUGUCUUGCAUAUAAUUUAUUUAAGUUGACAUAGACUUAUGACAUUUAAAUAAAAUUAUUUCUCAUUUUCGAUUCUGUUUUUCAAAUAUUUUUUGAAUUAGUUUGUACCAGUUUGCAAGAAACUCAAAACGAUUAAACAAACGAUUAUACCAAAUUCUCCUGAAACGUUCAUGAUGUGGCAAUUAUUUUAAGGAUUCGAUCUUCGAUGAUUCCAUGCGAAGAGGCGUGUUAUUGUUGAGAGUCUACAUAUCAAUUAUUCAUUUUAUUUAUAUAAUGGUUUUAUAUCAUUUUCGACAUAGUUAUAUAUAAACAAGCACAUUUUUUGAUAGGAUUAAAAAAUCCUCGUGUAAUAACAAAGGGAAGCCUAAUGUGUCCAUCAACGUUGUUUUGUUCUACAAUUUGUUUGCACUCUAUUACAUAACAAUUUUUUAAGGAAGCGUAAUCGUUCAGACAGUACACUUUACUUUGACUCUGCCUUUCAAACAAGCUGGUUUACUAAAACAUCACAAAACUGAGCUGUCGACGAAGUCAAAAUGCAGAGAAUGCGAAAUCUGCGUGUAACGGCAUUGAAAUGCAAAUAAACAUGAGACGUUCGAGUAAAUGGACGUUUAUUUAUAAAGAAAUGUUAAUUAAAUUUUUAUGACAUUUUAUUUUCAUUUCUUUAUAACUUAACCAUUUAUUUUACCAAUCAUCAUGCCCCUGAAAUAUAUUCAACUUCAAAGGCUUUGCAAAAUAACCAUUUUUUUUUGUAAUUUCUUCCUGUAGUACGGCAAAAACAACGAAGAUUUAGUUUUCCUCAACAAUCAAAUUCGUUUCUAAGUAAUGAAGAACAACACAAUUAUGAUGCCAAGUUUCUGGAAGUCCUGUUUACAUUUCUGUUCAUACGAUUGAAGUGUGAUGUAACUGUACUGUAUACGUUUGUCCUCACGUAGACUUUAGCAUUACGCUUUGUACCAUUCUCAUUUUGUUAUUCCAUUGCUUUUAAAACUGGUUAUACAAAUCUUGAAAGAGCUUACAAACGACUGGUAUCCAGAAAUACUUUAUUAUAGACAUAAUGGCAUACGUGAAUAUGUAUUGUUUUCAUUUAUUUAUUUAUUUUAUCAUGAACUUUUGAAAUAAUAUUAGGCAUUUAUGUUACUAAAGGGGUGGACACCAGAUACCACAAUUGCGAGAAAAAAUGUCAUAAAAUUGACAUCUUAUUGUACAACGCAUUGAUUCCUACUAAAUGAUGUAUCCCAUUGCUUACGACAAAUUCAUCAUUUGCAGUUUUGCGCAGUUUUCCGUUUCGAAAUUUACUAGGUUGUCUACCACGUUAAUCGCAGUAAGUUUACAAAUAGCAUCGGUAUAUUCAUCUGUACUCAUAAACAUAUACUAUUUAAAUUGGGAAACCUUUUAGCGCUAUUUCAAACGGGGACACUCAGGCGAGACAGCAACAUGAUUGUUGCGUUUAUCAUUUUAACCAUGUAAAGUGAUGUAUUAUCGGCCUCCUACUAGCUCGCAUUGGCAAUUCUGUGACUGUGUUUAGAGAAAAUACUGUAUUUGCCGAUAUUUUGACCAUCUGGUGUCUAGCCCCUUUAAGCAUUAAAUCUUAUUUCAUGAUGUAAUUCUCAUUCUUAACAGCUUUAGUUUUUCAGACGAAUGAAGUUUUUCUUUAACAUUCAUUUGUUCAAUAUUAUGUUUAAAUUGCGUCAAUAUGACCCAUUAUUUCAACAUUACGAUUAAUAAAAUGCAAGUCAUAUAAUUCAGUUUGUACAAAAAAAAAUACUCUGAUGCAACCUUUACUGAAUUGUCAUUAUAACAUGUAAAACUCAUUUUUACGAUUGUCAAGUAUACCUCGUGAUACUAUUUAUUAAGGAUCCAUACUUAAUGUAUUAUAGAUUAUUAAGGAUCCAUACUUUAUAUAUUUAAUUUAUGUUAAAAGAAUGUGUUUAUUCCAUCGAUGUUAAGACGAAGACUUACAUAUUUCACAUUGUCGCGUGUAUACAUAUUUAUACUGUAGUACCCCCUUAACCUACCUGAAGACAAAAGCAGAGACCCUUAUGCACGCGUAUUAAAGACUUGUUAAACAAUACUCAUCUUAGUAAAUGAAUGUCAAUAAGUACAAAUGAAUAAAAAUGAUAUAUAUAAUUUUUCAUACGAUGUCAUUUUGUUAAAUAAUCUAUCAUGUAGUAUCUCAAAUGUUAUGUAGUUUUAUAUCGAUUGAUUUGUUAUAAGUUUACUGUUACAUGACAAUAAAACAGGUUCUGAUAAAUCACCUCUUUAUAUAUAUAUAUAUUGCGUUUUUACAUGCUUUUGCUUAAAUGUAAACUGUGAUAUAAUAAAAGAAUAUUAAGUUGA